Ceratitis capitata (Mediterranean fruit fly) is the source of this 5631-nucleotide messenger RNA. It is a transcript of the gene Mrp5, whose product is annotated as probable multidrug resistance-associated protein lethal(2)03659. The record is from RefSeq and is a predicted model, not a curated record. Gene Ontology annotation, molecular function: ATP hydrolysis activity; ABC-type transporter activity; ATP binding. The transcript is spliced from 11 exons. Gene Ontology annotation, cellular component: membrane. NCBI's taxonomy places the organism in Eukaryota, Metazoa, Arthropoda, Insecta, Diptera, Tephritidae. Gene Ontology annotation, biological process: transmembrane transport.
AACUCUUGGCUAAGAGUCUCGCGCGGAUAGUUGAAAUGUGCAGACAACUCUUAUACAAUCAUAAAUAUUGGCAGCACGCGCAUUGUUAGUGCUGUUUAAGUGUUGUGAAUAUAAUAAAAUAUCAAGUGUCAAGCGAUCACUGCCAAUUUGACAUCCACAAACUACAUUCAGACAAACAAGCCGCCAUGCAAUCGUUCAAGGCGGACGAAAUGAAGCGGAAUCCACGCGAAAGCGCCAAUCCAUUAUCGGUAUUUAUGUUCUGCUUUACUAUGCCAGUGUUUUUCAAAGGCCGCAAAAAGACUUUAGACGAAAAUGAUCUCUACCAAGCUUUGAGUACACACAAAUCAGCUGAGCUGGGAGCCAAAAUGAGCAUUGCUUGGGAGGCGGAGAUCGAUAAGAAACGACAAAAGCACAGGGAGCCCAGUCUGAGGAGUGCGGUGCUGCGAGUCUUUGGCUUACGAUACGCGGCAUUGGGCUUUAUGCUACUCCUGAUAGAAGUCGGGCUGCGCGUUACGCAGCCACUGUUUCUCGGUGGCCUGGUUAACUACUACGCCACUCCGGGCAACAAAUCGAACGCCAACACUGCCUACCUCUACGCCUUGGGUGUGAUCCUCUGCAGUGCGCUGAAUGUGAUAUUUUAUCACCCGUACAUGCUGGCCACCCUGCAUACCGGCAUGAAGGUACGCGUUGCGCUGUGCAGCGUAAUUUAUCGAAAGGCGCUACGGUUAAGCAAGACGGCGCUGGGCGACACCACAACCGGUCAAGUAGUGAAUUUGAUAUCGAACGAUGUGGGCCGGCUGGAUACGUCCCUUAUACAAAUGCAUUAUUUAUGGCUUGCGCCAGUGGAGAUAGUAAUUAUUACAUUGCUUAUGUACAGGGAGAUCGGCGUCUCAUCGCUCUUUGGCGUAGCUUUCAUGUUGCUCUUCCUGCCACUGCAGGCCUACCUCGGCAAGAAGACUUCUGUGUUGCGUCUGCGUACCGCACUCUGCACUGACGAGCGCGUGCGCAUGAUGAACGAAAUCAUAUCGGGCAUACAGGUGAUCAAGAUGUAUGCUUGGGAAAAACCUUUCGGCAUCAUGGUGCAAUCUGCGCGUCGUAAAGAAAUGAAAUUCAUACGCAACGUCAACUAUGUUCGCGGUAUUUUGCAAUCAUUCAUCAUGUUCAUGACGCGUGUGUCCGUCUUUGUCAGUCUGGUUGGUUAUGUAUUACUUGGCCAGUUUUUGACGGCAGAGAAGGCUUUUGUUAUCACCGCCUAUUACGGUAUAUUACGUAAUGCCAUGACUGUCUACUUCCCUAUGGCCAUUUCACAAUAUGCCGAGACUAUGGUAUCCAUAAAACGUAUACAAAAGUAUUUGCUGUAUGAUGAGACCAAAGUGAGAGAUCGCUCUGAUGAAAAUGAAAUGGAAUACAAGAAGAUCAAGCAGACGUAUAUCAUAGAAGAAAAUGAAAAAUCUCUAACACUGAACGGUAGUCUGAAAACCUUGGAGGCGCAGCAAGAAGAAAAACCUUCAGUUACCGGAGUUGAGAUACAUAAGCUCAAGGCGAAAUGGGAUCGUUCCCAACCCGAGUACACACUGAACAAUAUCAAUUUAAAUGUGAAACCGCGUACGCUGGUGGCUGUAAUUGGGCCAGUGGGUUCGGGAAAAUCUAGUUUAAUUCAAGCCGUUCUUGGCGAGCUACCCGCCGAAUCAGGUUCCGUUACUGUACACGGUUCCUACUCAUAUGCUUCUCAGGAACCUUGGUUGUUUACCGGUACCGUUCGUCAGAAUAUACUUUUUGGUUUACCAAUGGAUAAAAACCGUUAUCGUACUGUGGUGAAAAAGUGUGCUUUGGAACGUGACUUUGAACUGCUACCCAACGGUGACAAGACGAUUGUCGGAGAACGCGGCGCCUCACUUUCAGGAGGACAAAAAGCGCGUAUCAGCUUAGCACGUGCGGUGUAUCGUAAGGCCAACGUCUACCUGUUGGAUGAUCCACUCAGCGCCGUAGACACACAUGUCGGACGCCAUCUCUUCGAUCAGUGCAUGCGCGGCUUUCUCCGUGAAGAUAUUGUUAUUUUGGUAACACAUCAGCUGCAAUUCCUAGAACAGGCGGACAUCAUAGUAAUCAUGGACAAGGGCAAGGUAAGCGCUGUGGGCACAUAUGAGUCAAUGCGUCGGAGUGGUCUUGAUUUUGCUAAAUUAUUGGUGGCGCCCGACCUGAGUGCGGAUGCUGAUGGCGGCGAUGGCGCAGGUGGUGCCGGCGACGCCGAAAAAAAGAGCUUAUCAAGACAGAAUAGCAGGCAACGCCAAAACAGCAUAUCAUCGAUGAGCUCCCUAGCAGACUCACUAGUUGGAGAAGCGCCUUUGCAGGUGCAAGAAAAACGUGAAGAGGGCAAAAUCAGCUGGGGAUUGUAUACAAAGUACUUUACGGCUAGCGGUGGCUAUUUGCUUUUCACUGUAACCAUGUUCUUUUGCGUUGCCGCGCAAAUCUUGGGCUCUGCCGGUGAUUACUACUUAUCGUAUUGGGUAAACAAAAACGAAAAUGUGCAAGAAACAAGAAGUAACAAUUAUGGCGCUCGUAUAAUAGGCCGUCUCUACGGUCGUGAUGUGCGUCUAAAUAGUAGCACAGAUCCAGUCGAUAUUUACAUAUUCUCGGCUAUCAUUUUGGCUACCAUCAUAUUCUCGCUGAGCCGCAGUGUUCUCUUUUUCACGUUGGCGAAACGCUCCUCGAUCAGUUUGCACAACGCCAUGUUCCGCGGCCUCACCCGUGCCUCAAUGUACUUUUUUCACACAAACCCAUCUGGUCGCAUAUUGAAUAGAUUCUCUAAAGAUUUGGGUCAAGUCGAUGAAAUCCUGCCUUCGGUGAUGAUGGAUGUUCUUCAAAUCGCUCUGGGCUGCGCUGGCAUAGUGCUCGUAAUCUCGCUUGUGAAUGUCUGGAAUUUGGCUACAACGGCAUUACUUGCAAUCAUAUUCUACUUUCUACGCUCAUUUUAUUUACAGACGUCACGUGAUGUUAAGCGUAUUGAAGCAGUCACACGUUCCCCAAUUUACUCCCAUUUGGGUGCCUCAUUGAGCGGUCUGUCGACGAUACGUGCGUUCGGUGCACAAAAGACAUUGAUAAAUGAAUUUGAUAAUUAUCAGGACUUACACAGCUCGGGUUAUUAUAUGUUUUUGACAACGAGUCGUGCUUUUGGUUAUUGGCUCGAUUGCUUCUGUGUACUUUACAUCGCCGUCACAACGCUGAGCUUUUUCUUAUUAUCGCCGGAAAACGGUGGUGAUGUUGGCUUAGCCAUAACGCAGGCUAUGGGCUUGACCGGCAUGGUGCAGUGGGGUAUGCGACAGUCGGCUGAGUUGGAAAAUAAUAUGACAUGUGUUGAGCGUGUGGUGGAAUAUGGUCAAAUUGAAUCCGAGGGAGACCUGGAGAGCCGACCUGGCAAGAAGCCACCGAAGACAUGGCCCGAAGAGGGUAAUAUAAAGUUUGAGAAACUCAGUUUGCGAUAUUUCCCCGAUCCGAAAUCUGAACGAGUGUUGAAAUCCUUGAACCUCGAAAUAAAAUCUUGCGAAAAAGUAGGUAUUGUCGGUAGAACCGGUGCAGGCAAAUCUUCGCUUAUCAAUGCACUCUUCCGGCUCUCCUAUAAUGAAGGUUCUAUAAUUAUCGACACCAGAGAUACCAAUGAUAUCGGUUUGCAUGACUUACGCAGCAAAAUCUCAAUUAUACCGCAAGAGCCGGUACUCUUCUCAGGCACAAUGCGUUACAACCUCGAUCCAUUCGACGAAUACUCCGAUGCGAAAUUAUGGGAGGCACUUGAUGAGGUUAAGCUGAAAAGUGUCGUAUCUGAGCUGCCGAGUGGUUUACAGAGCAAGAUCUCCGAAGGUGGCAGCAAUUUCAGCGUUGGCCAACGUCAGUUGGUUUGUUUGGCGCGCGCUAUAUUACGUGAGAACAAAGUUCUAGUGCUUGAUGAGGCGACAGCAAACGUAGAUCCACAGACCGAUGCACUCAUUCAACUGACAAUAAGAAAUAAAUUCAAAAACUGCACGGUACUCACAAUUGCACAUCGCCUGCACACCGUUAUGGACUCGGAUAAGGUGUUGGUGAUGGACGCUGGGAAGGCGGUGGAGUUCGGUUCUCCAUUUGAAUUGCUUACUGAGAACAAAACUAAAAUAUUUUACAGUAUGGUUAAGCAGGCGGGUAACAACACUUUCGACAAUCUGCUGACGGUGGCACAAAAGGCACAUGAGGAAAACAUGCGCGCUAAAAAGGAUUCUUGACAUUUCUCUGUACCGAAGGUAUUCAAAGAGUAUUUACUUAAGUUUCUAGAACCCAUAGCGAAUCAUCCGGCGAACGCACGUAUACAAAAAACUCUCACCGAUGCUACACAUCAUAAAUUUUUGGGAUAGCAGGAACUGCACAAUGGGGGUGCGGUAAAUGUGAACGAAACGCGUAGAUUAUCAUAUCGAGGCUUAUUUUUAUACAGUACUUAAUAGGACGAACUAACUACUAGAUAUAUGUUUAAUGAGAUCAAUAUUUACAUACAAUUGUAUAUGUAUACAAUAUACAAAAUGGCGCAAACUUAUAACAGCUGCACCAGCAAAUAAAUUUGUAUGCUUUAUGAAACGUUUAAAGAGCAAAUUGACCUGAAAAUUGAAAAUUGUACAUAUCCACAAACAAAUGUGAGCAAAUGUAAGUGUAAAAUUGUAUGUUUUUUUAAUUGCUUUAGUAUUGAUAAUCAAAAACUUAAAUCAAACAUGGAAAAUUCUGUAAAAGAGGAAAAAAUAUACAACUUUGUAAAGUGCGACAAUAAGUGGCAAAGGCCACUAUUAGUAUAUUGAAAUUUAAUUUAAAAUUAAAAAAUCUUAAUUAACAAUUGCUUAGCAUAUUUGCUUUAUAAACAAACAAACUAAAACAUAAAAUAUAAAUAGCAUAAACUAUAUGCCGCAGGUGCUCAUUCCUCUUUAGAUUCGUUCUAGAAAAUUUAUUUACCAUGUUUUAAUAACUAUGUAUUGGCGUAGUAGUGAUAUCUGAUUUGUUACAAAAAAACCAAAUAACCAUACAUACAUACAUACACUUGUAUUUAGCAUGAUUCAAUGAUUGAAUCGUGCGUUUUCGUAUGUGUUCCAAUUGUGAAAAUUCAAUGACAAUAUUAGGGCAUAAACUUUGUGGUUUUAGAUGUUUUUUUUACCAGUAAAUAGUAGACAGAAGCUUUAUUUUUAUCAAUCAACAAAAGUAGAUCAUUUUAUGUCAGCUUUGAAUGUAACAAUACGCACUUUUAAUAUAUGCACAAGAAAUUUAAGCAUAGGUACAGAUAUUCCAUAUGUAUAUGUUGUAACACAUAGAAGAAUUUUUAUAUUAUAUAAUAAAUCGACAAAUAAAUAAUAUCUGUUAUAUUGUAGAUUUAUUACUUGUUGAAGAAAUUGUAAUGUGUACAAGUAAAAAACUAAAAUAAUAAAUUAAUUUAAAUUACAGUAUGCAUUUAAACCUCAUACCUAACAAUAAAAUAUCAUAGCUCUUAAGAAAAUUGAUUCUUCCAUUAAACGCUGAUUGUAUCGGCACUACAUAGCUAUUAACGUUUAGAUAUAGCUAAUACCCAUAUACAUUUACAUAUAUAUAUAUUACUAUAAUAAAUGGAAAAAUACAAAACGGAAAAUGAAA